Molecule: messenger RNA, 931 nt
Organism: Quercus robur (English oak)
Lineage: Eukaryota; Viridiplantae; Streptophyta; Magnoliopsida; Fagales; Fagaceae
Exons: 3
Coding region: 155-775 (206 amino acids)
Source: RefSeq, a predicted model, not a curated record
GCUUUCGAACCCAUUGACGGUUGUAUAUAAAGUAUAAACUCUCACUCAUUUAAAACUCCUAUCAAUGUCGCAUUCCCUCUCAAAACCAAACAAACCGCCAACUCCUCCUUAAUUAGCUUUUAAUCUCUCUCUCUACCUCUAAAACCUUUCAACCAUGACUUCUCCAUUAAAACUCUCCCCAUCUGAUCAGGAACACCUUAUCGAUAAGCUCCAAGUUUUCAAGAUCCAUGGUCGAGAUAAACGUGGCCGUAAGGUCCUUUGCAUAAUCGGAAAGCUCUUCCCAGCUCGGCUAGUGAGUACUGAGGUCUUGAACAAGUAUUUGGAGGAGAAAAUUUUCGCUAACUUAAAGGACAAGCCAUUCUCAGUGGUGUAUGUGAACACGGGUGUACAAAGAAACGAAAACUUUCCUGGAAUCUCGACCCUACGAUCAAUAUACGAUGCUAUUCCGAUCACCGUUAGAGAUAAUCUCGAGGCGGUUUACUUUGUACACCCAGGUCUACAGUCCCGUCUCUUCCUUGCCACUUUUGGUCGUUUCAUUUUCACUGGAGGGAUGUACAGGAAGCUUCAAUACGUAAACAGGGUUGAGUUUCUGUGGGACCAUGUGAGGAGGAACGAGAUUGAGUUUGAGAUACCAGAAUUUGUGUUUGAUCAUGAUGAAGAGCUGGAGCACCGUCCGAUGAUGGAGUAUGGGUUAGAGGGCGAUCAUCGUAGAGCCUACGGUACACCCUCGGUGGACUCUGCAGUGUCUAUGUAUUCCAUGAGGUGCAUUGCAUGAGCAUGAAUGGUGUUCGUGUUGAACAAGGGUGGGUGUGUUGUGAAUAGUGUCCUCUCGUUUUUUCUUUGGGUUUGGUUUGUUUGAUUUAGGAGACUUUCGGGGGUUUUUGUCAUGUUGUACAAAGAAUGCCGUGUAAGUAAAACGAAGGUUGAAAAA